This is a messenger RNA of Schizophyllum commune H4-8, 2762 nucleotides long. RefSeq lists its product as uncharacterized. Bases 431 to 2308 code for a protein of 625 amino acids. Gene Ontology annotation, biological process: intracellular calcium ion homeostasis; calcium ion transmembrane transport. The record is from RefSeq and is a predicted model, not a curated record. The transcript has 17 exons. Gene Ontology annotation, molecular function: calcium:proton antiporter activity. NCBI's taxonomy places the organism in Eukaryota, Fungi, Basidiomycota, Agaricomycetes, Agaricales, Schizophyllaceae. Gene Ontology annotation, cellular component: fungal-type vacuole membrane.
ACCAUCGCUCCUGACGCGUCGACUCUUUGGCGGUCCUGGCACGAUCGGCCGUCUGACGACAGUCGGUCCCAGUGUGUGCCAGGCAGGCGUCGUCGCAACUGAGCAGCCAGUGCGACAAGAGGUGGCGGCUGCGGACAAGCGGUAGGCGCAUCACGCCGCAGUCCGGAUCAGUCGCGACAAACGAGUUCCCCGCAAAGGAAGCUUCUCCGACUCCAUUUGUGUCCGUGCUCCGCUCAUUGAUGGCUCCGAAGCUCAAAGCUGCUUGCCGGCGGGAGGCCGUGCACCAGUCUCCCUGUCUCUCCCCGCCAUCCGAUCCCUGGACGCUCCUUUACUCUACCCACCAUCACUGCUCCCUGCGCUGGCGCUCAGUCCCUCUAACGGCGACGACUUCAUUACCACUCGCGCCGCACGCCGGCACCCCCUCACACCUAUGCACGCGCACAACCGCUCCCGCUCAGUCCCCAACGCGGGCGAUGUGGCGUACUCAAACUCGAUAGAACGCGUAGACACGAAUCUCUCCACCUUCACCACAGACUCGCGCGCCAGCCUCGUCGCGAACCGUGGCAGCCGCGCGCGCGCCUCCGCCCUUCCGUUCCACCGCGAGGCGCCCGGUGCAGCCGCAGACAGACGUUAUCGGACGUGGACAGAGACGUUCCACGAAGCCUUCGCUGGCUGGCGGCUGCUCGUCCUCGGCUCUUGGUUGAACUUGUUGCUAUUUAUUGUACCCAUAGCCUGGACCGUCAGCGUCCUCCUCCCCGAAUCUCAUGCCUUGGUCUUCGCCACCUCCAUCCUCGCCCUCAUUCCACUGGUUAGACUCCACGAUCUCGCCAUCACCCAAGUAUCCCGCCGAAUUGGUGGCGCGAACGCCGGGCUCUUGCAUGCCACCAUGGGAAACAUGGUUGAGAUAGUAGUCGGCUUCACCGCGCUGCGCAACUGCGAGCUCACCGUCGUCCAAUCAUCCUUGAUCGGGUCCAUUCUUAGCAAACUGCUGCUCGUCUUGGGACUCUGUUUCUUCGCGGGUGGCAUCAGGUUCGCGGAGCAGGGCUUCGAUCCGACGGCGACCCAGAUCCAUUCAUCGUUGCUGAGUAUUGGUGUGGGAGGCAUCCUCCUUCCGGCCGUCUACCACUUCGCGCUCAGCGGGGAGAUUGACGAUAGCUCGGAAUGGCAGAAGCUGAAUAUCAUGUACAUGAGCCAUGGGGUGUCGAUGGUGCUGAUAUCGGUGUACAUUUGCUACAUGGUAUUCCAGCUCUACUCCCAUCGACAUCUCUACGAAGACAACCGCGUUCCGAGCCACAAGCAUGUUGUCAAGCCUCCCCCUAGUCUCGUUAAGUUGCGCAAGGCCGCCAAUGCGAGCCUGUCCCUGAAGGCGUCGAUGUCGAACCUCAAUCUCGCCGGGAAGGCAUCCCAGUCGCAGGAGAAGCUGGGGUCUUAUCCAUCUGUCCCGCCAGGACUGGAGCGCUCGCCGACGCCGGGGCGAGAGUCUCCCCUGGGCACCCCGCCGCGUAGCCGUAGCCGUAGUCGCUCCCCGGGCCUUCGCUCGAUCUAUCUGGGGUCCCAGACACCACCUAACGGCGCGCACGGCCAGAUUCCAGCGAGCGGGACCGCAUCCAGCAUCUCCAUCCUCCCCGGCGGCGAAACGGUGCGUUUGGUCGAGCUGCCGCCCCUGAGGCGCGAGGAUACGACGCUCUCGUCGGGCCCGGGCAUGCCAUGGACGGACAGCUACCCCGACGUGUACGACUCGCGCGCGCCGAGCCCUGCGGGGACGGUCGCGGAGCCGGAGGCGCAGAAGGCGCCCAAGGUGCCCCCGCCGCAGCUGAGCUGGUUCCUGACGCUGAGCACGCUGACGCUCGUGACGAUCGCGGUGUCGGUGACGGCGGACUGGCUGGUGGAGAGCAUGAACGGUGUCUCCGAUGUGAUCAGUAAGGAGUGGGUCGCGCUAAUUUUGCUGCCGGCGGUGACGAGUUUGGCGGAGUGCUUGACAGCAGUGACUGUGUCCGUCAAGGAUCAGCUCGAGCUGAGUGUCAGCGUUGCCGUUGGGUCGACGAUUCAAACUGUACUCUUCGUCAUCCCGCUCAUGGUCGUCUCCGCAUGGGCCAUGGAGAAGCCGCUCAGUCUACUCUUUGACCCUUUCAUGUCCCUCGUCUUAUACCUUUCCGUGCAGACGAUGGGAUUCGUGGUUGCGGACGGGAAAUCGAACUGGAUGGAAGGCGUCAUCCUCAUCUCAUUCUACGUUAUUGUCGCCGUCUCGUACUGGUUCUAUCCAGGCUCCACCUUCGCCUCGUCCCUCGCUGUCUGCCACGUCAACUAGACUGGUACUGUGUCACGCCCUAUCGCCCUUGCCCAUCGCCCGUCGUGUCGCUUUGCUCUGGAAUCGCCUAUGCAUAUACUAUCAGUACGCACUGCCACAUAUUGUCCCCUGCCUACUCGGGCCACUGCUAUACAUAUACCUACUUCCCUCUACCUCUUCCCCAGCCCCCAUUGUACAUCUGAACAUCAUCACACGUCUGCUGUCGUGACAUGGACACACACACCUUUUGCACAACUUAGACACGGACAUUCGUAUAUACCUUUACGACUUCUCCGGAUCUCAUUCCCGUUUUCUCCCCUUUUAUUACUAUCCCCUCGGCCCAUCACGCAGGUUCAUGAAGAUAGAAGUUCGCCGUACAUUAACUUUAUUGCCCAGUUGUCGAGAGAGACGCGCGGCCUGCCACUCGUUUGUAACUGUACAUACUAAACGCUCGGUCAAUUGACUUGUCUAGGCG